Molecule: messenger RNA, 172 nt
Organism: Racocetra persica
Lineage: Eukaryota; Fungi; Glomeromycota; Glomeromycetes; Diversisporales; Gigasporaceae
Source: the annotation of a GenBank genome assembly
AUGUUUGAAAAUAAUACUUCGGAUAGAAAGUCAAAGAAAAGAAACCCAGGAUCCAGUUCUAGAUCUGUUUGGGUAUCUGAUUCAGUAAAUAUUCCGAUAAAAAAAGUAGUUGAAAUAGAUGAUUUACAAGCUAGGCUUGCACAAAAUCGCAAAGAAAGAGAAGAAGCUAAAC